AUGUCCAGCCCCCAAGCGAACACAGAUGCCCACAAGGGAGCUCCACUGCCGGUUGCGGGGCCGAGUGCGGUGACAGGUUGUCAGGGCAAAGAGAAGGCCAGGACAAGGUCGAGCCGCAGCCACGAGGUAUAUAAGCCUGACCGUCACUGUUUCUCCUCACUCUUAACUUCCUCCAGGAAACAUGAAGACCAUUGCUCUCGUUUGUAUAUUAAUUUUCGGUACAUUGCCAAUGUUAGAGAUGAUUCUUUCGGCGGUUUGAUCUGUUCUCAUGUUUAUACUUUUUUUAUUUAUUUUUCUUCAGUCGCUUUGUUGGUUGGCGUUGCCGCCGCCGUGCCCGGCCUCCGCCAGCGUCGAGACUCCAACUCGCUCUUCUUCGAACUUCCCGCCGACGCAGAUUUGGUUCUUGGCGGAAUCAACACGGGAUUCGAGUGCGGCGACCUGCCCUACGGCUACUACGCCGACCAGGCUAACAGCUGCGCCGUCUUCCACGUGUGUCUGCCCUACAUCGACAACGACCUCUACAUCACCCGCCACUUCUCCUUCAUGUGCGGCGAGGGCACCAUGUUCGACCAGGAGCGCCUCGUCUGCGACUUCCCCGAGAACUCCCUUCCCUGCUCCGAGGCCGCCGCCUUCAGGAGGUCCAACGAGUACUUCGGCCGCGAAAAUGUGAACUUCCUCGAAAAGUAAUUUUCUCAUAUUCUUGAGAUUCCCCCUAUUGAGUACAAAAUGUUAGGUAUAAACCUUUUACAUAUCACCUUUAUACUAUGAAAAAUACAUGUUAAUAAAAACAGAUACAAGUAA
Molecule: messenger RNA, 801 nt
Organism: Penaeus chinensis
Lineage: Eukaryota; Metazoa; Arthropoda; Malacostraca; Decapoda; Penaeidae
Exons: 3
Coding region: 1-687 (228 amino acids)
Cellular component (GO): extracellular region
Molecular function (GO): chitin binding
Source: RefSeq, a predicted model, not a curated record